AUGGUCAACACCGGGAAGCCUUCGCCGGGCUGUUUUGCCUGCAGGUCAAGGCGGAUCAAGAGGGGCUGGAAGUGCCCGGGCUACCGGGACCUCAACGCCCUGAGGAUCGUCGACGAGACCCAGAAGCAGUUCACCCGCUUCUCGGGCGACAAGGAGAGGGACGACGACGGCCCGGGCGUGUCGCCGAGCAAGGACAUCAUCAUACGGCAGUACAUCCCGCCGGGCGAGCGGUCAUCGCCGUCCAGCGCCACCACCACCACCACCACCACCAACACCGCCGCCAGCAUCCGCGGCAGCAGCACCAGCAGCACCAGCAGCAGCCCCGUCGACGGCCCGUACCCGUCCCCGGUGUCGCAGGCCGCCACGCCGCACAGCCCAAAGAGCCCGCUCAACUACGCGUCGCAGUGGUCCAUGGAGAUCCCGCGCUGCAUCGGCACCCCCGUCGGCGAGCAGGUCUACAGCUACUUCCUGUCCAACUUUGUCCAGGGCACCUCGCUGCGCAACCACGGCUACCUCGACUUCCUGUUCCCCCUGCUCGCCAACGAGCCCCCCGGCAGGGACCACCCGCUGCCGCUGGCCUUCUCCGCCACCGCCAUGAUCGCCUUUGCCGCCCGCCAGAAGGUGCCCGACCUGCUCCCGCGGGCCGAGGCGACGUACCUGCGCGCGCUUGAGGCUACCUUCCAGGCUAUCGGGGACCCCAAGAAGGCGCGGGAUAACUCGACUCUUGCUUGCGUGACGUUGCUGACCACCUUUGAGCAACUGAGGCCUUCCCGGCCGUCGUAUCAAAAAGCAGAGGCGUUUGGUUCUCAUCUCGACGGCGCAGUGGCGCUGCUCAAGAUGCGAGGCAAGGACGUCUUCCAGACGGUCGUCGGCCGCAAGAUCUUCCUCAUCCUGAGGUCGUUACUCGUAUCAAGAAGCAUAUGCUACGCCACCCCCCUCGAGCCAGACCUCUACCACCUGACCGAGGAGUUCGAACAAGACCCCUCCCAGCACCGCUUCGCCGAGCUCUCCCUGCGCGCGGCCGACCUCCGCGUGGGCGUGGAGCGCGUCCUGGGCGGCUGGGGGCUGGGCCACGCGCCCCUGCCCCACCCUCCCCCGAGAGCGACCAUCGAGGCCCUCCUCCGCGAGGCCGACGCGCUCGAGGCCGACUACGAGGCGCACGUGUCCGCGCUGCCGAUCGCGUGGAAGGGCAUGACGGUGCGGUGCAUGACGCGCGCCGACCCGGCCAUCAUGGGCGGGAUCGCGUACGUGGGCCGGGUCGACGCCUACAUCGACAUGUUCAUCUGCUACAUCCUCAACUGGGCGCGCGCCGCGCGGCUGUACGUGCGCAACACGGCCAUGCGCUGCCGCGCGUGGCUGCUGGGGCCCGAGGGGGACUACCGCGAGGGCCCCGGGUACGAGGCCACGAGGGUGCUGUGCGAGGCGCUCAUCGCUGACAUCGUCGCCUCGGUGCCGUACGUGUUUGGCGCGGCGAGGGCGAGCUCGGGGCAUAGCGAAGGGGCCGGGGGUGGGAGGUAUCAGCCGCCGAGCCUGGCGGGCGUGUUCUGCAUGUGGCCCGUGUUCGCGGCGGCGAGCUCCGACUACGCGACUGAGACGCAGAGGACGUUCAUGAAGAGGACGCUCAAGUACAUCUCGGAGGAGAUGGGCAUCGGGCAGGCCGCCAUCCUCGCAGGGUACAACCUCCGAUCGCCGUCCAUGCCCAUCGCCUUCACGCGCAUGAAGCAGUUCGAGCAGCUGGGCAAGCCGCUCCACGGCGCGGCGGUCGGCGCGGCGGCCGGGUCGACGAUGGCCUCGGGCCUGCGGGACAUCGUCAAGACGACGGGCACCAUCAUCUACUCGCCGCCGCCCUCGGCCCGCCCGCGGGUGGUGCCGCUGCAUAUACACCAGCAGCCCGAGCUGGACUAG
This is a messenger RNA of Diaporthe citri, 1905 nucleotides long. RefSeq lists its product as uncharacterized. The transcript has 5 exons. NCBI's taxonomy places the organism in Eukaryota, Fungi, Ascomycota, Sordariomycetes, Diaporthales, Diaporthaceae. The record is from RefSeq and is a predicted model, not a curated record. The coding region runs from base 1 to 1905 and encodes 634 amino acids.